AUGUUACCCGGUAAUAUUCGAGAAGAUCUUCAUCCGAACUGUCGAACAAGUCGUAGUGUACCUCAUUUAACACCAUCAUUUUCAAUGAAAGAUACAAUAACAACCCCUCUAACCUCAUCAUCAACAAGUACUCGAACUUCAAUUGGACCACAACAAACAAUGAUGAAUUAUGCUCGCAUGUCAUAUCGUUACACGACUGUUACAUUACUUUCUAUGCAUCCACAACCGGAUAUAACUAUUUUUCCUGAUCAUCUUGUUGAACGACGUUUUCUCAAUGAUGAAAAUUAUAUUGAUCUUGAACGAAUGUUAGCUGAAAAAGGUGGUAAUUUUCGAUUGGAGUCAUAUUGUAUACGUGAUGUAAAAAAUCGUCGUCCAAAAGAUCCAUUAACACCUCAUCAAGUAGCUGCAUUAACAUCAGUUUUAACACAUCAUCAAUCAUCAACAUUUCCCACACCAUUAUCGUCACCUCAUCAAAUUCAAUCAUCACAUGUUUUGGUUGAUGAUUAUAGUCAUCGACAAGCACAAUUUGAAGGUAAUAAGCAUCGAUGUCAUAUACCAACACAAUCAUCAAUGCCUUAUCAAAGACAAAAACCAAAUCAAUAUGAAAUAUAUACAAAUCAAGUUAAAUCUCUUUUAUCUAAUCAUCGAUCGAAUGUUGAACAAAAUACAAAUACUGUUCCUAUUUUACAAUGUUUAUUUCAAGCUCAACACCGCCAACAAAAUGAACAACGUAAAAUUGAUAUUAGAAAUCAACAAUCACCAUCAUAUGUUAAUACUCCGAUGUCAACAUCAGAACAUUAUCAAAAAGGUUUAUCUACAUUUUGUACACCAGUAUCACCAGAACAAUCAAAUUCAUAUAAUACAUUUGCAUGGCCAUUUUCUAUGGGUCAAAAUGAAAAACCUGUAACACAUCCAUUGCAUAUACCUAUGUCAACUCAGACUACUGUCAAAAAAAAUCAAAUAUUUGGUGUAUCUACAGAUUUAAAACAAUUAGAAAUUUUCAAUGACAGUCGUUUUGUAGUUGCCCAACCUGCUUCUCGAUUAACAUCAUCAAGAUUAUCAUCUACUUAA
Molecule: messenger RNA, 1071 nt
Organism: Rotaria sp. Silwood2
Lineage: Eukaryota; Metazoa; Rotifera; Eurotatoria; Philodinida; Philodinidae
Source: the annotation of a GenBank genome assembly